This is a messenger RNA of Paramecium pentaurelia, 1825 nucleotides long. The record is from the annotation of a GenBank genome assembly. NCBI's taxonomy places the organism in Eukaryota, Ciliophora, Oligohymenophorea, Peniculida, Parameciidae.
AUGAAUAAAAUCAAUAUUCCAGCUACAUCAAUCAAUUUUAGAAAGUAGAAAACUAUGAACAAUUAAAUCAAAAUUGAUUCAUCAAAUGCUUUCAAUCACAAUAACUCUAUUAUUUAAAGAAAGGAUGAUAAAUAAUAAUAAUCUUAAAUCUUGUAAUCUCACACAGAAAGGGCCAAGAUAAACUCUAUAAGUAGAGAGAAAAUUUAAAUAAACAAAAAGUAAUAAUAACUAAAUUUUAUUUUAGUUUAGCUCUCAUAUUAAAACUAAAAUAAAUAAUUCUAGUGUUGAUAAGGUGUUGAAUAAUUAAAGAACAUAAUCAUCAAUAUCGCGUUAAUCAAAUUGUAGUCCAACAUCAAAGAGAACAGCUUCAAAAAAUAAGUUAUCAAUCACCCCUUAAAGAGAUAAGUCAAAAUAACAAUUUGAAUAAGAAUAAAAAAAGCAGUUAUCAUCAUAAACAUAGAGAUAACAACAACAACAGUAAUAAUAACAAUAAUAAUAAUAAUAAUAAUAAUAAUAAUAAUAAUAAUAAUAAUAAUAAUAAUAAUAAUAAUAAUAAUAAUAAUCUAAAAAAACAGAUAGGUAACAUACUCCAAAAUCAACAAACAAAUAAAUGUUUACAUCUCCAAAUGUAAAACUUCUUUAGAGUAAUAUGAUAAAUAAAAUGAAACCAAGCUUUGAAAAAGGAAAAUCCUUACCUUUUAAAAAAGAGAGUGCUCCUGUAAAACUAAAUACUCAAAAUACCAAUUAGAUAUCAUCUGCUUAAAAAUCAAAUAGAAAACCUAAUAAAAUUUUGAGUUAAAGUAAGGAAACUCCCUUUCAUUAUGAAGAAUUUACAUUACAAGCUCCAUAAACUAAGAAUGUUUAAACUGACGGAUUAUCUGUAAUUUUUAGGUUUAUUAAUUUAGUGUUUAGUUUUACCAAUAUUUUAAGAGUCAAAAUAUUAUUAAACUUCAUUAAUUCAUUUUCAUUAUGAACAAAUAAAAUAAAAAUAGUCCCCUUUCAAAUAUUAUUUUGAAAGAGAAUAUUAAAAAGAAGCACUGAUAGAAUAUUUUAAGGAAUUAUUUCAAGAGCAUUUUUUAUAAAAUUAUAACUGUCUUUAAUAUUGCAAAAAAUAUACUUAAAAUAUAUAAAAGAAUAAGAAGUGUGAAUUUUUACCAGGUCAUUGUCAAGAAAUUAGAACCUUAGUGUUUGAUUUAGAUGAAACUUUAAUUCAUUGCAAUGAUAAUAAUAAUGACCCUACUGACCAUGUAAUAUAAAUAUAAUUACCAAAUGAAGGGACAGUAGAAGUAUUUAAAGUUAGUAAAAUUUAGGCUAGGAUUAACAUAAGACCAUAUUGUUAAUAAAUGUUAAGACUGUUAUCGAGUCAUUUUGAAUUAAUGCUAUUUACAGCUUCAUAUCAAUAUUAUGCAGACAAAGUGCUUGAAUUGAUAGAUCCUGAUAGAACUAUAUUUCAAUAUAGGUUUUAUAGGGACAGUUGCAUAGAGGUUGAGGAGGGUCUAUUUGUUAAAGACUUGAGGAUAAUUGGGAAUAGAAAAUUAGAAGUAAGAAUUAGUGAUAUAUAAUCUAGAAUAUUUUGCUAGUUGAUAACGCAUCUUAUUCUUAUUGUUAUUAAUUAGAUAAUGGAGUACCUAUAAUUCCAUUUUAUGAUAAUAAAUAUGAUAAGGAAUUGAUAUUUUUGGCUGAUUAUUUGAUCAAUUUGAAGUAAUCUGAAUAAUGGACUAAGUAAAAUAGAAUGCACUUCCGUACAUAUUUUUAUUAGAUUUGCUCUAAUGGAGAAGAAUGUUUGAAAGAGUUAUUUCAAGCACAUGACAUUGUUUAAGAUUGA